AUGGGCCUCAUAUAUAAUACUUAUCUCAACUCGAACAAAAUUUAUGGUUGUAAGGAAUGCAAGACUCAUCUCGGCAACCCUGAAGAUAUCAUAAGUCGGAAUUUCCGCGGUCAGCAUGGCAAAGCCUAUCUAUUUUCUCAGGUAGUCAAUAUAAAUGCUGGCGAGCCUUCAGAACGCAAUAUGACCACAGGGCGUCAUGUUGUACGCGACAUCAACUGUCGUCAGUGUGGCGGUUGCGUUGGCUGGAAAUACGACAAAGCCUAUGAAAGUAGUGAGAAGUAUAAAGAGGGUAGAUUCAUUCUAGAGGCCGAGUUAUUAUGUAAUAUAACUUAA
Molecule: messenger RNA, 333 nt
Organism: Blumeria graminis f. sp. triticale
Lineage: Eukaryota; Fungi; Ascomycota; Leotiomycetes; Helotiales; Erysiphaceae
Source: the annotation of a GenBank genome assembly